AUGGGUCUAUGUAGGGAUGCGGCAAUCUCUAGAAUUGUGGAAUAUGCGACGCGGGACCAAGCCCAGAACGCUGUGGCAACGCUCAGCAACCAGAACCUAAUGGGCCGACUCGUCUAUGUUCGAGAAGACCGCGAGGCUGAGCCUCGUUUCAUCGGUGCCACGGCCAACCGCGGCGGUUUUGGCGGCGGUGGCAUGAACCCCGGUGGCUUCGGCGGCGGCGGUGGUGGCGGUGGUGGCGGCUACAACCCAGGCGGUGGCAGCCGUCAAAUAUACGUGGCCAACCUUCCAUACACUGUAGGCUGGCAAGACCUCAAGGACCUGUUCAGACAGGCUGUGGUGCUUGGACUCACUGUGUACUCCUUAGCUCGAAACGGAGUCGUCAUCCGCGCCGAUGUUCACCUAGGACCAGACGGUCGCCCCAAGGGUUCCGGAAUCGUCGUUUUCGAGAAUCCUGAUGAUGCCCGCAACGCUAUCCAGCAGUUUAAUGGCUACGACUGGCAGGGCCGCUUACUGGAAGUUCGCGAGGAUAGGUUCGCUGGCGCUGGAGGUCCUAUGGGCUUCGGAGGCCGAGGCGGCUUUGGUGGCGGCGGCAUGCGAGGCGGCUUUGGUGGCGGUUACGGUCGCGGCGGCUUCGGCGGUGGCCGUGGUGGCUUCGGUGGCGGCGGCUAUGGUCGCGGAGGCUUCGGCGGCGGUCCUGGUGUUGGUGGUAUUGGUGGCCCCGGCGCCCCCGGUGGCUUCGAUGCUGGCAACGCGCCUUCGGUUCCUCCUAACCCCUUCACUGACUACGCUACUGCUGGGACCGACAGGAGCGAAACUAUUUACGUACGAAACCUUCCCUGGUCUACCAGCAAUGAAGAUCUCGUCGAACUCUUCACAACUAUCGGCAAGGUUGAGCAGGCGGAGAUUCAGUAUGAGCCAAGUGGUAGAUCGCGCGGAACCGGUGUGGUUCGUUUCGAUUCUGCGGAGACCGCUGAAACUGCGAUCGCCAAGUUCCAGGGUUACCAAUACGGAGGCCGACCCUUGGGUCUAAGCUUUGUCAGAUACCUGAACGCUGCAGGUGGCGGUGACAGCAUGGAGACAGACGCCCAUGCUGGUUUGACACAAGAUCAGAUUAUGUAA
Molecule: messenger RNA, 1119 nt
Organism: Colletotrichum spaethianum
Lineage: Eukaryota; Fungi; Ascomycota; Sordariomycetes; Glomerellales; Glomerellaceae
Product: putative RNA-binding protein
Exons: 6
Coding region: 1-1119 (372 amino acids)
Cellular component (GO): nucleus; cytoplasm
Molecular function (GO): mRNA binding
Source: RefSeq, a predicted model, not a curated record